GGGUGCUCAGCUUAGCUCACCGCCUCACCCUCCCUAUCUCUCUAUCUCCAGUCCACCUCCUGCUCCGGCGACGGCGAGGCAGCUGAGCCGAGGAAAGGAGCCCAAGCAGCAGCAGCAGCAGCACCUAGCUGCCAUGCCUUCCCUGGACCCAUCCACAGGAUCGAGCAAGAUGCCCGCUGUGGCUGCCUACCCGGCCAAGAUGGCCUGCUGCCUCCAGCUCCGCCUCCUCCGCCGCCCUGCCCCUGCCCCACCCCCACCUCGUAUCCUCCUCCUCCUCCCGCCCCCGCGCCUCCGUCCCGUCCGAGCGUCUCCCGGCUCGCCCUCGCCCAACUCCUUCGCUGGCUGGUCCUCCGACGGCGCGGACGGCGACGGCGGCGACCAAUCUCCUUUAGGGUUCGGGAAAGCAGGAGGGCUUCUAGGACCUGGGCUUGCUGCCUUUUUCUUCCUUGCUGGUCUUACCUUUGCUGCAGUCUCCAUCAGAAGCAGCACCAACUCCGCAGCGGGGAAAAUGCAAAACUUGUCUUCGGAUAGCGCUACCACGGAAUCUUACUCGGAUUAUGAUUCCCGCGAUGACAAUUCUAUCAGGGAAGGUGCCCAGGCUUCCUUACCAACUGAUUGCAAGGAUGACAACGAAGGCCUCGACAAGGGAAAUGGUACAGAUGAGUUACUGACGCCUCUAGAAUCAAACGAGAUAACGGGGGAGCCAGCUGAAUGUGAAAUGGAGCUCCCACUGCAAAACACUGAGCAUGCUACUAAUGGCAGCCACAUUGUCAGUGAAGAAGCGCAUCAGUUUGACAAUCUCGUUGCUUCAGAUGGUACUCAAAGUCCGACAUCACCUCCUCCUUUGCCCAUCUCAGCUGAAUAUGCUCAGGAUGCUUAUGUAUCAUCUACAAAACUUGAUGAUGCAGGCCUCUCGGAGGGAAUUCCUAAUCUAGAAGCAACAUCAGAUCCCAAAAUCACUUUGCCAGAAAACCAGCAUCUGGAUGAAACUUUGACUUCAGAUGUGAUGGUUCUAGAUUCAGAUGAUGCUGUGCCCAUCCAAGAAAUCUCUAGCGGUGCCGCUGUGGUUGCAUCUCAGCCAGACAACAAAGGCAUCGAGCAGAAUCCAGAAAUUCAUAACAAAGAUGAAGCUUAUCCAUCCAUAUUGCCUGAUUAUAUGGAACAUGUAAGUGCCGAUGGAAUGCUUCCACCUGGCUCGGAUGAUUUACGCAUGGGGAGUAGCGAGCCAGGAGACGGGGAGGAAAUUUUAGCAAAGGAUCUAUAUAGAAGGGAAAGUGAAUUAGAAAACCAAAACAAACAAUUCAAGGCCACACCUGCUGAGCAAUCUUUUUCUUCUGCUGGAGUUCCUGCUCCGUCUCUAGUAUCCACUGCUUCAAAGGGGCCUGCUGGGCAAAUUGUGGUUCCAGCUUCUGUUGACCCAACCCAGGAAAAUGCAGUAGCUGCACUGCAAAUUCUAAAGGUGAUUGAACCCAGUAUUGGCGCUGGUGACCUGUGUACCCGACGUGAGUAUGCUCGAUGGCUGGUAGUUGCAAGCAAUUGCCUUUCAAGGGCCACUUUCUCAAAAGUGUAUCCAGCAAUGUAUAUUGAUAAUGUCACUGAACUUGCAUUUGAUGAUGUGACACCUGAAGAUCCUGAUUUUCCUUUUAUACAAGGCUUAGCAGAAGCUGGAUUGAUUUCUAGCAAGCUUUCGAGAUCUGAUAUGAAUACUCUAGAAGAUCUUCAGGAUAAUCAUAACUUGUUUUGUCCCGAGAGUCCUCUGUCACGUCAAGACCUUGUGAGUUGGAAAAUGGCCCUGGAUAAGAGGCAACUACCUGAAGUUGACAGAAAUUCGUUGUUCAAAGCAUCUGGUUAUAUAGACAUUGAUAAGAUACACACAGCUGCCUGGCCUGCUUUGGUAGCUGACUUGGGUGCUGGAGACCAGAGCAUUACAGCUCUUGCCUUUGGUUUUACAAGACUUUUCCAACCGGGCAAACCUGUCACAAAAGGACAAGCUGCCCUAGCAAUUUCAACUGGUGAUUCCGCUGAGGUGGUUCUGGAGGAGGUUGCUCGUAUUGAGGCUGAGAAAAUAGCUGAAGCAGCUGUAAAUGCACAUGCUGCAUUGGUUGCUCAAGUUGAGAAAGAUCUUAAUGCAAGUUUUGAAAUGGAUCUUAAAAAGGAAAGAGAAAAGGUAGAGACCCUUGAAAGAUUAGCUGAAGAAGCAAGGAUUGAACUUGAUAGAUUGAGAGCAGAAAGAGAAGAGGAAAAGAACAUUCUGUUCAGGGGCAGAGCUGCUAUUGAAUCUGAAAUGGAAGUUCUAUCAAAGUUGAGGAGUGAAGUAGAGGAACAGCUGCAGAGUGUACUGAGCAAGAAGGUGGAGAUCUCAUUUGAGAAGAGUAGGAUUGAAAAACUCCAAAAGGAAAUAGAGAAUGAAAACUUGGCUGUUGUGCAACUUCAAUAUGAGCUUGAAGUGGAGAGGAAGGCAUUAUCUAUGGCCAGGGCUUGGGCGGAAGAGGAAGCGAAAAAAGCUCGGGAGCACGCACGGGCCCUUGAGGAGGCCCGGAACCAAUGGGAACGUCAAGGAAUCAAAGUUGUUGUUGAAGAAGGACUUGAGGAGGAUGCUUCAGCUGGAGUCACAUGGGCUAACGCUGGCAAAGAACAUCCAGUUGAUGAAGCUAUCAACCGGGCAGAAUCUUUGCUGGAGAAGCUAAAGUCAAUGUCUGCUGAGAUGAAAGUGCGGUCUCAUGGUGCACUGGAGAGAGUGAUGCAACACGUGAGGUCCUUUAUUGCAAGCCUAAAGCAGCAAGCGGCAGAUGCAAGGCACUGGUGUACUGAGUUUGGGACUGCUGCUGCUUCGAAGGCAAACAAGGUAUCAGCAGAAGUGCAGGAUAGUGUAUACACAUUUGGUUCAACCAUGGGUGACAAGUCGAAGAGGGUAAUGGAAGACUGCAAGGAGGGCCUAGAGAAGUUUUCGCAUAGAUUCAAGACGGACUAGAAGCUGUGUCAUCUCUUUACCAAGAAUAGUGGAGCGGUAGGAGCUGUGCCGCUGGAUGAGGAAGAACAAUUGUAAUUCCCUUUGAAUAAAUUUGGGGUACAUGAAAGCAUGACCAUGUUGUGCACAGUAAAUAAUGAUUCAGACAUUGAGGAAAGUCCUUUCAAUCAUUGUUCAGCGUAAAUAACCAAUUUCAUACAA
Setaria italica (foxtail millet) is the source of this 3169-nucleotide messenger RNA. RefSeq lists its product as uncharacterized. The record is from RefSeq and is a predicted model, not a curated record. The transcript has 10 exons. NCBI's taxonomy places the organism in Eukaryota, Viridiplantae, Streptophyta, Magnoliopsida, Poales, Poaceae. The coding region runs from base 134 to 2971 and encodes 945 amino acids.